This is a messenger RNA of Tripterygium wilfordii, 1087 nucleotides long. RefSeq lists its product as uncharacterized. The coding region runs from base 508 to 882 and encodes 124 amino acids. The transcript has a single exon. NCBI's taxonomy places the organism in Eukaryota, Viridiplantae, Streptophyta, Magnoliopsida, Celastrales, Celastraceae. The record is from RefSeq and is a predicted model, not a curated record.
CAGAGAUUAACGAGAAAAAUUAACAGUUAUAAUAAACCCAGUUUCAGUAAUGGCAAAUGAUAAUGUAGUGUAGCUAAGUAGUAGAAUUGCAGGGGUGCAAUGGAGGAGUUACACGUUCAAUUCUUGGAAACAAUCCCUCUACAUAUUAUGUAGCAUAAGGUCUUGCCUAUCCUAACCCCCGUCCACUGCGGAAGCCUUAUGCAUGGGUGUUGUUUCCCUUCCACCAAGUGUACAAAAAAGAAGAACCAACUUACAAUUGGUCAAAUGUUAAAAACAAAAAAGAAAUCAAUCCGCAUAACAUGUAUGCUUUCAUUGCAAUCACAGGAAGAAUAUGAUGACAACAUCCUCCUAUCCAACGCUCCUAUGAUGCUAAAACUCAUGUCGCCCACUUUAAUAAAGCACUUCAAUUAUAGCUUUUAUAAAAUAACCAGAGAAGAUAUGCCCUAAACUCAAAGGGAAAAAAAACACCUUCCCUAUCAACUGGACCACCACUUUCUUCAUACCUUAAUGCUGUAUAAAGCCAGCACUACAACCGUCAAGUUCUCUAACAAAAUGGCUGCAACUGCUCCAAUUGCAAUAGGCACACGAGGAACUGUAGGAUCACUUGUGAGGAAAGAAAUUGAGUAUUUCACCAAGUUUGAGCUACAAUGUUCUGGAAGUUGUAAGAGGCGUCAAGGAAAGGUUGUUGACCUGGGUUGUAGCACUGGCAAUUCUAGGCCUGGUUUCUGGUACUUGACGAUGAGCUGGAAAAGGAAGAAGAGAAGAAUCAACAGCGGGUUCCUGCCAAGCAUGUGCUCUGUUGUGGAAGUAGCAGAUGGUAAUAGGACUCCUGGUCUUAGUUACAGGAUCCUUGAAAAUGAUUUGAAGAACUUGCACAUCUAGACCUCUCUCUUCAACAGCUUAAAAUUAGGGCUGGCCUGCUACCAUUCAGGUCAUCUUCUAUUUCUUCCGUUUCAAUUAAUAUAUGUUGUCAAAGAAAGGUAAUACCGCGAGUACAUGCCCAUCCCUCACCUGCCACCAUUGCUGAAGCUUUCUGGAGCUACUAUUCUAAAAAGCAUCCAGUUUCCUGCUAGUUCUUACUAUGGAA